AUGAUAAUUAAACAAGAUUUAAUAAUUAAAAAAGAAUAUUAGUAAUUAGAGAUGGGCAAUAAUUAAUGUCUUGCAGCUUAAUCAGAAGCAAGAUAAGAAAUCAUUCAUAAUUUUGACAUAUACAAUAUUGGCGAAAAUUUAACACAAUCAUUUGAUAGAUCGGAGUGGGAUAAAUAUAGUCUUUAUUUUACAAUUGAUAAUUGUUUAAAAUUUACAAGAUCAGGAAUAAUUUUGUUUAGAAGACCUCUUAAUAAUAUUUCAAAUCUCAUUUAACUCACAUUUGAUGAGUAUGGCAUUAGUGUUAAGCCAUAUUUUUACAAUAAAUAUAAACCUUAAACUGUUGAAGAGCAUAUUAGAAAUAGUUUAGAACUUAUUUUUUCAAAUGAAGUUUUAAAAGAUUUUUUUAUGGAAAGAAUUGAUGAUACUUAAAAAGAUUUCUGCUUUUAAGGCAAUAGGAGAUUUAUAAGUUAGCAGUAUUUAAGCAGAAAAGUUGAAGUUAAUGAAAAAGAUUAUUAAUCAAGGAAGUCUUUUAACCUUACAAUCAACACAAGAAGUUAACAAAAUUAACAAGGAGAUCAAAAUAUAUUUAUUAGUGAAAACUCACCAUUUAAAAAAGAUGAAAACAGCUUUUAACACAACUAAACUCUACACAAUUUUAAUGAUUAACAAUCUUAUAAUUAGUCAACUUUAUAAAAAAAUAAAGUAAAACUUUCAGAUAAUUAUCAAAUAUUUGAAAAUAGCACAGAAAAAAACUAAGUAUUACUUACAGAUUAGUUUGAACAAUAAAACAAUUUAAAAACUUAAAAUAUGAUCAAUAUAACUUAAUUUAAUCAUAAUAUUAAUAAUUAUUAAGAAAAUUUACACUAAAGUAACAAAAUUUCAAAGACAGAUUAAAUACCAAGUGUUGAAAGGGUUUAUGCUAAUCCUAGGAACUCGUAGAUAAAUAUUUAAAAUAAAGAUCUUUCUUAAUAAAAUUACAAUUUAACUUUAUAAAACUAAGAGCAAAGUUAGUAGCUUGGUAUUUAGUAAGUUGAUGAAAACUUAUUUGGUACUUUUAGUAAAAAUAAUAAUUAAUUCUAAUAAGAAAUUCAUUAACUUUCAAAAUCAAAUGACAGCUUUAAUAAUUCCUAACAAAUACCAUUUUUUCAUCAUUAGUCAUUCGGUAGAGUAAAUUAAUAAUAAAUGACAUAAAACUAAAAUAAAUAAAAUUAUUAGGCAUCUUCACCAAAAUAAAUAUACCACUCUUAAUAAAAUAUGUAAAAAAAUUAAAAUUUAGCUUAAAAUAGUUAAAAUAAUAGGAAUGAUUUUUAAAUUAAUUAGUUUUAAACUCCUAUGAAAAAUAUUCAAUAAUAAAUAGUUGAUAAUAGUUCUAAUUAAAUUUAAAAUACAAGUUAGUUUUAUGAUGUUCAUUCAACUCCUUUUACAAAAGAUAAAUAAAGUAAUACAUAAAAAACUGUUUCUUUAGAAGAAUAAAAGGUGAAUAAUUAGGGUCCUUAAUUAAGAGAAGCUAAAGAAUUUAAUCUAAAUCAAAGCUAGCAUAUAGAUGAUGGUCAUAAACAUUUUUAAGAAUCAUAAAAGAAACUUUUUCCUUUACAAGAGAUAAUUAUUGCAGAGAGAGAUAGCGUUAAUCAUUAUUAUAAUUACAAUGAUACUCAAAAACAUGCAAAUUAGUAUGAACCUAUGAAAGAAACUGGUAGUUAUGUCAACUAAUUUUAGUUUAUGUAGUAAUAGUAACAAUAAUAAUUUUAAAAAUAACUUUAACUAAGUAAUAAUAAAUCAUAAAAUUAGCUUAAUUCAACAAUAAAAAGCUUUAACAUAAAUUAGCAAAAUUAAUAAUAAAAUUAAGUAUUUUUAAAUAUAUCUCCAAAAAGUGAUAAUUAAUUAUAAAAUAAAGGUCCAAUAUUUAUAGAGAAUUAGUAGCCUGACACUAAAGUUUAAUUUUAAAACUAAGCAGAUUUCUAAAAAUUUGAUUAAUAAUAAGACUAACCUUAUUCAACUGAUAGAAGUUUGUAUUUUAAAAGAUAAAAAAAGGCAUUAAAUAACAUUGUUAGCUCAAAUACAUUAACUAAUAAUUAAUAAGUAAAAAUAUAAUGA
Tetrahymena thermophila SB210 is the source of this 2094-nucleotide messenger RNA. RefSeq names its product NUDIX family hydrolase. Lineage: Eukaryota; Ciliophora; Oligohymenophorea; Hymenostomatida; Tetrahymenidae. The transcript is spliced from 4 exons. The record is from RefSeq and is a predicted model, not a curated record.